AUGGGCAAUUUCUCACUCUUGUGUAACUAUGUAUACCUCCACUUCAGUGGGUACAGGUCAAGGUCAACAGACAUUUUUCUCAGACACCUCAUUGUGGCCAACUCCUUAGUUAUUCUCUCCAGAGGGAUCCCAGAGACCAUGGCAGCUUUUGGGAAGGAACACUUCCUUGAUGAUCUUGGAUGCAAAUUGGUUUUCUAUGUUCAGUGGGUGGGCAGAGGUGUUUCCAUGGACUCCACCUGCCUCUUGAGUGUCUUUCAGGCCAUCACCAUCAGCUCAAGGAGCUCUAUCUGGGCCCAGCUGAAAAUGAAAAUGAAAGACCUAACAUACAUGGAGCCUUCUAUUAUUCUCUGCUGGGUUUUGCACCUGCUGUUAACUGUUAGAAUUCCUGUGCUUAUAACUGAUAAAAGGAACAGAAAAAACUUCUCAAAAACUAUACACUUUCAGUAUUGUUCAUUGAUGCUUCGUGAAAACACCACAGGCACAUUAUUUGCAGCAUUGACAUUAUCCCAUGAUAUUUUGUGUUUAACGUUCAUGAUCUGGGCCAAUGCCUCCAUGGUUCUCAUUCUUUACCGGCACAAGAAGCAGGCCCACUAUAUCCAAAGACAAAACUCAUCUAGGGCUUCUGCAGAGACUAGAGCUUCUCAACGCAUCCUUGCUCUGGUGAGUGCCUUUGUAUUCUUCUACACCCUGUCUUCCACGCUUAAUGCUUGCUUCACUCUUAUUGAUAAAACUUCUUUGUGGCUAGUGGACAGCAUUACCCUAAUCAGUGCUGGUUUCCCUACUGUGAGCCCUUUUAUUCUUAUGAGUCAUGAAUGCUUUCUAUGCAGGCUCACCUGGAAGAAGUGA
Molecule: messenger RNA, 846 nt
Organism: Octodon degus (degu)
Lineage: Eukaryota; Metazoa; Chordata; Mammalia; Rodentia; Octodontidae
Product: vomeronasal type-1 receptor 2-like
Exons: 1
Coding region: 1-846 (281 amino acids)
Biological process (GO): G protein-coupled receptor signaling pathway
Cellular component (GO): membrane
Molecular function (GO): pheromone receptor activity
Source: RefSeq, a predicted model, not a curated record